AUGGAAACAGAAAUUUUCGUCGCCGUAUUUGGCUUCGUGAUAUUUUCAGUAAAUUCUGCAUCACAGGUGCCAUCGACGUAUACCAUAAAAAGUUCCAGUGUCUGCUACGGCUCUGAUCCAGAAUGUACACGUCACUUCCUGUCAUGUGAUAAGAAGACGUCAGUGAUUGGUUUAUUUCAAGGAGUGUAUGGGUUCAAACCUCUGGGGUCAAUGUGUCGAGAUGUGUCUGCCUGUAGAACUGUCGACCCUGAAACUUGUUGCACCAAGCAGAAAGACGAUUGUGGGGUUGUCUUCCGACCAGGCGAUCUGAACCAGUUGUACAGCAAUUGUUCUGGUCGUCCGCAAUGUUCGUUUGACGCUCCCCGACUUACCGCCAAAUGUUCCACGCAGACGUAUCGAAGUAUUUCUGUGUUUUCUGACGUCAAAUAUACUUGCGUCAAAGAGAAUCAGCUGGUAACCCUUGGAGACCGGAAGACCAUAGUUGGCGACCAGGUUUACGUCAUCUAUCGUGACAAGAUUCUUUCAAAAAUGGCUGACGUUGUUGACUGCCAGUGUCUCGUGCUGUCGAGAAACGGAAGUAAAGUGGAUAUCGACAUUUUUGCUCUGGAUAUUCGUCUGAAUAAGACAAUAGAACCAGGAUGUAGUACUGUCAGUUUUAUCAAAGAUGGUGAAGUCUUACGAGAAAUGUCCUGCAGCUCGAGAAAGUUCUACCAUUCCUUCGAAUAUAUUUUGAGAACUUCGACUCCAUUACGAGCUAAAGUCACUCUCAACAAAAAAACAAAACCAACCAAUAUCUGGUUCGGCUUCAGAGGUUUGAACGGGGAGGUAACUCUAUCAUGUAGUUAUGUAUCACAAGUUAUUGAACCUGAAACCAGUACAUCACCAACUACUGUUCCAAAGAAUAUAGAAACUACCAGUUCCCAUCCAGCAGGUCAACAUCUUGAUCGUUUGGUUUCCAGUAUAUCCAGUACUAGAAUGGUUUAUACUCAACCUGUAUCAGGGACGACUAGUCCGACUGUAGGGGAUACUGACGCGAUAUCAACUACGACGUUUACUGAUUCGUCUACAAGGAAUGAAUCUCGCUCAAACGGUCAUUCCUCGUCAAUAUUCACACCACCAACAGAUGUGAGUUCAGAUUUUACGUCUGUUACCAUUGUUAGACAAACUAUUGAUAUAAAUGCCAGUGUUUCAAAUACAGAACAAUUUUAUGACGUAACAUCAACGUUUGAUGACGUUAACACAACAUCAAGUGACGCCAUAUUAAAUUCUGACUUCAACACUAAAUACACAGAAAGCAGUGACGUUUCAGGUAAGAAUGAUAACGAAAACACAGAAUAUAAUGACGUUCACACAAAAUCAGAAAAUGCUGAAAUUGAACAAGAUAAGAAAAUUGAAAGUGAACAAGACGGAAGUAUAUUUCAAGAUAGCAGGAUAAUGAUGGCGGGGGGAUUAUUUGGUGGUUGUGUUGUUUUAAUUGUUUUUAUAUCAGCUUUAUAUUGUUACGUCAGACGACGAACUAAACGAGAAGCAGAAAUGUCGGAAAUAUUCCAAAUCGAGGAUGGUGACAAGUCGGCAGAUCACGUGUAUCACGUCAAAGAUCCUGAUAACUUCAGACAUUCCAGCAUACAUUCAAACAUUCAGUCCACGUUAUCAGAAAGUUCCACUGAUCCGCAAUGUCUCUACUCACAAAUCGAUGACGUCAGACGUCACAGUGAAAUAGUAUACGCCAUACCAAAUAAAAAGCGAACCGUUCAUUCGUUAAAUUCUGUAACUAAGGUGAAUUCGACGUCAUCACAAACGCCGUUAGCAAAUCGAACGUCCUUAAAUUCGACGUCAUCUAAUCCUACGUCACACAAUGAUUAUUUUGAUCUGGAAGCAGAGACGUUCAGCACAGAAACUAGUGACGUCAUGAGUGAAACAUUAAGUGAUGACGGCUACAACCAUCUAAAUGAACAUCAAUCGACUGCAGUCGAACAACAGAAUGAUUAUGAUUCCUUGACGCCACCCGAUUCGAAAAGUACCAAUUUAUAA
Molecule: messenger RNA, 2031 nt
Organism: Lottia gigantea (owl limpet)
Lineage: Eukaryota; Metazoa; Mollusca; Gastropoda; Lottiidae
Exons: 7
Coding region: 1-2031 (676 amino acids)
Source: RefSeq, a predicted model, not a curated record